Molecule: messenger RNA, 2109 nt
Organism: Closterium sp. NIES-67
Lineage: Eukaryota; Viridiplantae; Streptophyta; Zygnematophyceae; Desmidiales; Closteriaceae
Source: the annotation of a GenBank genome assembly
GCGUGCACAGACCCACGGGAAUUCAGAAUCCACGAUCUGAACUGCUGCUCGCCUCUCAAUUAGAUCCCGCCCAAGCCGAUCCCGCCCCAGUAAAUCGUUCCCAUCCAGAUCCCUCCCUUUUACAUUCCUCCCGCUUGCCCUGCCGUUGAGAGAGCGCGCGUGGUUUGAGUGCGGCGUGCGCGGCGAGCGGCGAGCGGCAUGGCGCGCGAGGUGGCGAUGGCGGACGGCGGCGACGAGCGCAAGGCGACGGUGGAGGGGGCGGGCGACGGGCGCGACAAGAAGGACGCAGGGCAGGGCAGCACGCCGCAGACGCCGCAGACGCCGCAGCAAGUGCUGGCAGAGCUGCAGGCGCAGCGGCCGCUGGUGGAGCGCGCGGUGGUGACGCGCGAGGUGCGCGUGAUGGCGCGCGCAGUGCGCGCCAUGCUGGCGCUGCGCAGGCGGCUGACGAGUGGCGUCGUGCAGGCGUUCGUGCGCGCCAACGUGCACGGCGAGGCGGACGCGCACUCCACGCUGCUGGCGCUGCUGGCGCAGGUGGACACGGAUGUUGACAUGGAUGUAGGUGCGAGUGCUGACUCGGCUGCGGCAGCGGAGCCCACAGCAGCUGCGUCAUCAGCGGGCGCGUCGUCGUCGUCGGGCACGGCUGGCGUGGGUAGCGUGGUGCGGGCCACAUCGUUGCCGGAGGUGGAGAUGUUUGCCUACCUCAUGGCGCUCGUGCUGCUCAUCGACCGCCGCGCCACAGCCCUGGCGUGUGAGUGCGCGUGGGCGGCGGUGCGGCGGCUGCAGCAGGUGAAUCGGCGCACACUGGACCUGCUGGGCGCGCGCAUCUACUUCUACUUCUCGCUCGCCCACGAGCGCACCAACGCCCUCGCCUCCAUCCGCAGCACGCUGCUGGCUCUGAGUCAGACGGCCACCCUGCGCCACGAUGAGAUCGGGCAGGAGAUGCUGCUGAACCUGCUGCUGCGCAACUACCUGGCGUACAACCUCUACGACCAGGCGGACAAGCUCAGGUCCAAGGCACUGCGCCCCGACACCCACUCCAACCAGCAGCUGUGCCGGCACCUGUACUACGUGGGGCGCAUCCAGGCAGUGCAGCUGGAGUACAGCGGCGCCAAGGACUGUCUGCAGCAGGCGGCGCGCAAGGCACCGGCGGCGGCGCUGGGGUUCCGCAUCGAGUGCACGCGGUGGCACGUGCUGGUGCGGCUGCUGCUGGGGGAGAUCCCCGAGCGCCACCUCUUCGUGGCGCCCGGCAUGCGCUCCGCCCUGCGGCCCUUCUUCGAGCUCACCAAUGCGGUGCGUGUGGGCGACCUGCACCUCUUCCAGGCCGCGGCCACGCGGCACGCGGCUGUGUUUGCGGCGGGGCACAUGCACAACCUGAUCGUGCGGCUGCGCCACAACGUGAUCCGCACGGCGCUGCGCCGCAUCUCGCUGGCGUACUCGCGCAUCUCCCUCGCCGAUAUUGCCCUCAAACUCCACCUCCCCGGCCCCACCGCUGUGGCGGACGCCGAAUGCAUCGUCACCAAGGCGAUUCGGGAUGGGGGCAUAGAGGCGGUGGUGGAGCGGCGGCAGGGGUGCAUGGUGAGCAAGGAGGGCGGCGACACGUACACGACGCUGGACCCGCAGGCCGCCUUCCACACUCGCAUUGCCUACUGCCUCAACCUGCACAACGAGGCCGUCAAGGCCAUGCAGUUCCCCCCCACCGCGCGUAAGGGCGAGGCGGAUGCGGAGGAGAAGCGGAGAGAGCGGCAGCUGGCGGAGCAGGAGCUGGCACAGCACAUCGCAGAGGAGGGGGACGAUGACUUCUGAUGCCACACGCCCCUGCCUGCCUGCAACUGCACACGCAUGAUUUGAGCCUGCUUGUUGCAAUCUCUUCUCUGAUCCCUAGACUAGUCCUCAACUUCUGCUGCUCUCAUUUAUCACAGCUGUAUGGAUUAUAAUCAGGCCCUCAGAUUGGUUUCAAGUCAUCCUCAUUGCAAAGGACUACCCCUGGCUCCCUGAAUUUUCAGAUGUCCCCAAAAAAAUUUGCUUAGGGGUCAGGGUUGUGUCGGACAAAAAUUGUGAAUGGACAGAGAUGGAUGGGGUUUUUAUCAGAAAGAAAAUGAUUGAACUAGA